Glarea lozoyensis ATCC 20868 is the source of this 1263-nucleotide messenger RNA. RefSeq names its product (Trans)glycosidase. Gene Ontology annotation, cellular component: cell surface; extracellular region. NCBI's taxonomy places the organism in Eukaryota, Fungi, Ascomycota, Leotiomycetes, Helotiales, Helotiaceae. The transcript has 6 exons. Gene Ontology annotation, biological process: glucan catabolic process. Gene Ontology annotation, molecular function: beta-glucosidase activity. The record is from RefSeq and is a predicted model, not a curated record. Bases 1 to 1263 code for a protein of 420 amino acids.
AUGCUGUUCUUGAACAAACCCGCUCUUAUUCUCCUGGGGAUUCUGGCUACAGGAAUACAUGCUUGGUUGCCUGACGGUAUAAGAGAUGCUAAUCAAUUUAAUCAAUCUAUCCACGAUGCUCCCGGAAACUCGACAUUCUCCAAACGAAACCUCCCUGGUUUUGACAAGAUCCGUGGCGUCAAUCUAGGUUCCCUCUUUGUCUUCGAGCCAUGGAUGGCAUCCGGUCAAUGGAAUAACAUGGGAUGCGGCCCCUACAAAUCCGAAUUCGACUGCGUCGUCGGCAUCGGUCAGGACCGAGCUGAUGCAGUGUUCCAACAACAUUACAGCACAUGGAUCACACAAGCCGACAUUGCACGCAUCAAAUCAUAUGGUCUCAAUACUAUUCGUAUUCCACUUGGAUACUGGCUCUUCGAACCGAUCAUCUACUGGGACAGCGAACAUUUUCCCCACGGCCACGUCGCAUUUCCAUAUCUGGAGCAAAUCUGUGAAUGGGCUGCUCAAGCGGGGUUGUAUGUCAUUAUCGAUCUUCACGCGGCACCUGGAGCACAGCAAGCAAACCAACCAUUUACAGGCCAGUAUGCACCAAAUGCGGGGUUUUAUAAGCCGUGGCAAUACGAUCGUGCUUAUCAAAUGCUUUCUUGGAUCACUGAGGUCAUUCAUCGCUGGCCUGCUUUCCGCACUGUUGGUAUGUUGGAGAUUUUGAAUGAACCUUCUCAGGAUCCUAGUGUAACGACUGGGCUUUUGGACCAGUACUACCCAGGUGCAUAUGCAGCCAUCCGCGCUCGAGAAGCAAAGAUUGGUAUCGGCGGCGAUCAAUCCCUCCACGUUCAAGUGAUGAAUACGCUCUGGGGUUCAGGAAAUCCCGAGACCUUUCUGACUGACAAACAAUUCAUGGCUUAUGAUGAUCAUCGAUACGCAAAGUGGGAUUCAAGCGUCGCAGUAAAUAAAAAUGCUUACAUUGCUGAUGCAUGUCGCAACAACCGCUUCAGCAACUGGCCAACCAUCGUCGGCGAAUUCUCUCUCUCCGUUCCCGACAACGUCCAAUGGAACGGUGACUGGCACCCGGACAGCAACAAAGACUUCUAUAACCGUUGGUUUGCCGCGCAGAUCAUUCGCUACGAGCGUGAUACCAAUGGUUGGAUCUUUUGGAGCUGGAAAACGCAGUUGGGUGAUUAUCGGUGGUCGUAUCAAGAAGCUGUUGCUGCUGGUGUGAUCCCGAGUAAUGCCGCUAGUAUCAAUCGAGGCGCUUGUGAUGGAUUUUAA